Rotaria sp. Silwood1 is the source of this 1094-nucleotide messenger RNA. The record is from the annotation of a GenBank genome assembly. NCBI's taxonomy places the organism in Eukaryota, Metazoa, Rotifera, Eurotatoria, Philodinida, Philodinidae.
AAACUGUUUUGUCCAUGUUACACUAAAUUCGAACUCUAGAACUAAGAUGUAAAAUAUCUCAAUUCUAUAUUAUAAUUGAAUUGGCAAAGAAUCGAAAAACAUUUUCUAUGUGUUAACUUUAGUGAUCAUAUUGAUCGUACAUCAUUAAAUAGCACAAAUCGAGAAGUUGUUUCAACAGUUGUUCAUAUAUUUGCAAUAAUUUUAAUGAAAAUCAUUUUGUAAAAAUAAAGUAUAUUUCGUCUCUUACAGGUGGUAUUUAUCGUACUGAGAAACGUAUACUGGUUCUACUAUGGUUGAAAUGCAAAAUGGUGUUCCAAAUCGUCCAAUUCAUAUUCAUGUUGCAUCUGAUCAACUUCAAGAAUAUGCUUUUCCCAGGAGACAAUAAUUAAAAUUAGCUAAUGAUCGAUGUAUGUGUGUUUGUAAGUAUAAAUUUGAAACAAGAAAAAAAGAAAAAAAUAUUCUUUUAUUUAUUUUUAGCACUAUUAUCAUCAUGUACUUCAGUUAAUUUUACUUGUCGCAAUGAUGAAUAUCUUUCAAGAUGAAAAGUUUGUGAUCAUCAAUGAGUUUGUUCGGAUGAUUCAGAUGAAGAUACAAGAUUUUGUUGUAAGAAAAUUAUUAUUUGAAAAUGAAUUUCGUUUGUUAUUAUUUCUUUUUAACACGUUAUUCUUGUUGACCAACUGAAUGUGGACAGUUAGGUGGUGGAUGGAUUCCAUAUAUUGAGCGAUAUGAUCGAAAAAUUGUUAAGUAAAAAAAAAGUUGUUAGCACAACUCUUGUGGGAUCAAAAUAUCGUUGGUUUACUUAAUCCUUCAGAUAUAUAAUUAGGAAAUGAUUCAUAUAUUAUAAGGAGAAAUGAUUGAUAUGUGGUCUCUGACUAGCGUUUGUUACGGUCUCUAGUAGUUCCAAUUUCUACUCCUAUAAUUCAACAUUUCUUUCAGAUAGUAUUUCACAAGAAAGAAGAUGAAUAUCUUUUUGAAAAUUUUUAUUAAAUAUAGGUUGGAAUGAUGAGAAUGCGACUGAUGAAGUCGAUUGUCCAUCUCGUAUUUGUAAUGGAACAAAUAGUAUGAAAUUUCCAACUAAUAAUAUUUGUAUUUAA